CGCUGUCGGAGUGUUCCACGAUUCCUACAUCGCAUAUUGUGGUGAGGGGGUGAGAGAACGCGCUUCGCUCUGUUGCAUCGAGGACGUUCCAUAACGCGCCUGAACUUUCAACCCAGUGAAACGCGGGAAAAGAUGGCAGGAACUAUGAAAAUAGUUUCAAAGCUGGUGUUAGCUUUGUUGGUAGUGUCGGCAAACGUGCUCGCCGCACCGUUCCCACAGACUACGGAUCGAGAGAACGGCGAACUGAAGCCUGAUGUGCCAGUCGAGGAGUUGGAGAAUUUAAAAAUGGAAGAGACAAGUAAAGAGAUGGUCCCUGAUAUGAAGUCUGAGCACAUGGAGUACCACAGGCUUGAUUCUGUACAAGCAAACGGCGACUUAGUAUCUCGGCUAGAACAACACGCUUCGGCCGAUGCUACCGGAGACGAAAAACCGCAUGUACACGCAAAAACGCAGAUAGAUGUACCUUCCGAAGGCGUGCACAAAGUACUGGUGCAAGAUGGUGGACAUGUUAGCGUGCUGGAUGCCACUGUUCCCACUACACCACUCCCUGAAGAACAAACUACUAAGGUUUUCCAUGGCGCAGCGCGUUUAGUACAACCCGGUAUGGGAACAAAUAUUCCACAAAAUGGUCACACCGCUGUACGAAGAGCUUACAAUGCAGGAAUCACCAAAGCACCGAAAAAUAACAUGGACCACUACGCUUCAUACGCGGGCGUGCAGUAUUCCCCGCUAGACAUGGCGGAAUAUGUAUUUUGGACCGGAGAUGAACGCGGCGUCACUACUGCUAUCGAAGAUUUCCUCCAAGAAGGGAUGAUGACUAAAGAAGAGGCCAUUGCGUUCCUACAAGAGAUCAAAUUCAACCUCGAAUACCUUCGUGCGCAUUAUUCACAAAAUUUGAAAGCAGCUGAAGAAUACGCGCAGCAGGAAAAGCUGAGGAACUUCGUUUUGGAACAAAAUGCCAAGGAAUACCAGUAUCGGCCGGUGACCUUACAGUCUUUCCCCUUCGGAGGCAGUCCAGACAUCAUGCGCUCCAUCGCCGGUAAAAACUGGGACAUGAACAACAACCUCGCCGCCUUGCCGCCGAUGCCUGUCUCCAGCGAAUUCCGACCCGAGCCAGUCAAGCGCUCUUACGACCCUAUGCUUCAGACCAAUAUCAUCAGUACCUCGGACUACGACAGGGAUGGCCCGAUUAUUAGCGAAGAAGAAUACGAAGAAAUGAUGGAGAAACUGCGCGCAGCUGACACUCUGUACACCGAGUACACCUUGGAGGAGAUCAUUUAUCAGCUAGCCAAGAUGAUGUUUUCCCAGUCUCUGGCCCGCGAGCCGACGUCAGCGCGCGCCGCCACGCAGCGGUUCAUGUCGUUCCUCGAGCUCGAAGCUGAGCGCGGCCAGCUCUCGCGGACCAUACAGAAGAAAGUGCUCGAUGUGAUGAUGGCAGCUCUUACAGACACCAUUAGCGACCACCCGGAGUUACUGCAGGCUAGAGAUGGCAUCGCUCUUAACCCUUCCAACAGAAUGAUGCAUCAAUUUCUGGAGACAAGUGCACUAGAGCCAAGCGUUUCACGGGCAAUUCUUGCAGCCUACAAAGACGAGCUCUUAAAGGGCCCUCCUAUGCACAAAUUCUCCUUCGAGAGAAACUAAAACGUAUACUUGCAACAUGUAAUAGAUAUUCUCCUGCCGUUUUAUUUCGAAAUAUUCCGUUCCGCUGAUUUAUCUAUAAAAAUAUAACAUUAGGAAAUGCCAAAGCGUAGAACAUAAGAUUGAUUUGAGCUUGAGAAAGCAGUUAGGAAAUUCUGGGUUUUUAGAACUUGCCUAAAGUCUACAUACAUAGAAGGUAACUGAUUUUUGCAUCUUUUUAACAAUCGUUUGUUUAUAGGUUAUGAUUAAUAAAGCUAUCUAUAACACCUUGAGCAAAAACAAUAACUACUUAAGUUAGAAGUUUUUAAUUAAGAAGGCAAUUUCUAAAAAUCAGAAUGAGUGAUAGGGUUUAAAACUAUACGUUACCCAUUAUUAAAAAUAACAAUUUUAUAUAUGCGCUCAAAAAUGCAAAAUUUUUUACUCUGAUGGUAGAUGGUAAUUUAGCAAUGAGUCGAACGCUAGAAAAAAGACGAACGAGACUAGGUAACAACGUGAAAGACUUCGUCAAAGAUUAGUUAAAGGUUGGUAUAAGAACUAGGAGCAGCCCUUGCAAUCAGGGUGAAUGGAAUGUGAUUUUAGUGCAAACUAUGGAAUAAUAGCAAAGAGUAACUAUGGAAUAAUAAAAGCAAAGAGUAAUUAUGGAAUAAUAGCAAACAGUAACUAUGGAAUAAUAGCAAACAGUAACUAUGGAAUAAUAGCAAAGAGUAAAUAUGGAAUAAUAGCAAAGAGUAACUAUGGAAUAAUAGCAAAGAGUAACCAUGGAAUAAUAGGAAAGAGUAACUAUGGAAUAAUAGCAAAGAGUAACUAUGGAAUAAUAGGAAAGAGUAACUAUGGAAUAAUAGCAGAGUCAGUAGAAGGAAAGAUUUAAACCCAAAUGGGUGGAGUUUGAACACAAGAUCUUUAAGAAUUAAUUUACUUUUGAACCACUGCUUGUAUACUUUUGAGAACUGAUUCCUCAAUUAAUUUUAAAUCUCUUUUUAUUUGCGUUUGCAUAAUCUAUAUGCAGAAUGUAGAAAAACAACUACACUACUAAAUGAUCGUGUUUGUAUGGCUAUGAUAAGAAUAUAUCGCCGAAUAUAGUGUCAUCUAUCUAUAUGUUAUUGCGUGUAGUAGGUAAACCAUAGAUGUUAUGCGUUUAGGUAAAUUAUUUUAUGACGCGUACCUACACUUUUACAAAGUAUGCUUAAGACGUGUCUAUGAAUAAGUGCAAGAUGUCAUUUUAAUUGCGACGUAUUCGUGGACGUUAAUACAGUGUUUGUUUGUGUUUGCGUACGCGCCACUUUAAAAUAAUUUACAUUUAAUAAAAUAUUAUCAUUCAUUAAUUAUUUAUCAAGUAGAAAUUACAUGUGUAUAUCAAUUUAACAUUCGGUAAUCUGAAAGUUUAGUUCUUAAAUUUUUUAUUACCUAAAAUUUUUACAGAUAGGAACUUUAUUUAUGUAAAAUGUAGAAAAAAAACACUUAGUUGUAUGUAGAUAGAAAAUUAUUAAAAAACAUACCACUAGUCGGUUUUAGGUUUUACUAGUUUUUAGUGUCAUUAUUUGAUUUCAGUGAUUAUUUAUUUUUACUACAUUUUUUAUUAUUAAUAGAUUUCAUCAUUUUGAUAUAAUUUUUACAAACUUGAGAUACUUCUAGAUUAUAAGAAAGGCAUGAUAUUUAAUCCCUUUUCCUUGACAUACUAAUUUUGAAUAAGCUGUGUGUACAUUUUACAAAAUAACUAUUUAAGCAACGUAAGCUUAAAAAUGUUUGCCUUUCCAUAUUAUAAACCUUUCCAAAGCUCAUAUGUAAGUAAUUAAGUAUAUAUAGAUUAUAAGUAUUAGUAUAAGAUAUUUAUACUAAAAUAUAAUACGAUGUUAUAAAUUAUUCCGUUGUAAUGUCUAGUCAAACUUUUAAAACGUAUUUUUCUACAUAAUCAUCAAAACAACUGUGAUGUACUUAUCACUUGAAAUACAUUUGAAAAUUGCCCCAAAUUAACAUUACAUAUAAACAUGUCAUUAUCGAUUGUUUACAUUAAAUAAACAUCAUUAUAUACAAAUUGUAUAUUGUUAUUGAUUUUUUUUUAUAUAAUAAUUAUUUUGGAGUAUUUACGAAAUUGUGAUAAUCUUAAAUAAUGAAUUAUGAAACGGGGGUUGUAUGAUAAUCGAUAGGAGGUUUUAAAGCUUGAAUUUUAAAACUUAAGUUGCAAAGCAAAGCAUGUUACAUAGGUACUGUUCUGUAAUCCAUUUUAUUUAGUUUCAUAACUAGGUAAAAAAUAUAUGACUUUUAAAGGUAAUUUAAAGUGACGCCUGAAAACUUGAAUUCCAAAUUGUGCAUGCUUAAGCCGCUUAUAGUAAUAGUCGCAUGUUUUCCAUAUAGAGCAGGCGCUAUUUGUUGGUCCAUUCUUUUGUUAUGUACCCAACCCCGUUUGAUAUUGAAUAUAUGAAAAAAAUGCUUAUCUAUCAGAGCUAGGAGUAUUUUAAUUAAUUUAAUUGGUAAAAGUUAUUUUAUAUAAGUGAUUGUACACGUUGGAUCAUUGAUGUUUUAAAAUCGAAUUGUAUAAGUAAACACAUUUCAAAUUUGAGUGUUAUUGGCUGGUAUGUAGAUAUUCGCUCGGUUUUUCCUCAUUUUCGUAUUUACCCCAAAGCAUUUUAUUAUUAUUAAAUUUAACUCAUGCAAAAUGCAUAUCAAAAAUAAUUAAAAGACAUAUCACACCAUUUCAGUUUAAAUAAAAUUGGUACAGUUACGUUCACAUUCAUUAAUUAUAUUUAUUUAUUAUACGUAUUUAUUACAUUAUUUAUAUUAUUCCACCAGACCAAUGAAACUAUAAAAGUACCUAACGUACUAAGUACAUCACAGUGUAUAUUUCAAACUUACAAAAGAUCUAUCGAUAUCUAAUCUAAAUGAAAUAAGACUUAGACAAAUCUAUUAGAAUCUAAAAAAUAUAUCUGCGAGACUUAAAUAACGCGUCAUUGUUAGAAUUGAUGCUUAAAGGAAUCUGCGUAAAUUUAUUAUAUUUAUAUUAUUCUUUGAAACAUAUUAUAAAUUUAAUAAAAAAGUAUUAAUGUGA
Bicyclus anynana (squinting bush brown) is the source of this 4681-nucleotide messenger RNA. RefSeq lists its product as uncharacterized. NCBI's taxonomy places the organism in Eukaryota, Metazoa, Arthropoda, Insecta, Lepidoptera, Nymphalidae. The record is from RefSeq and is a predicted model, not a curated record. The transcript is spliced from 14 exons. Bases 133 to 1641 code for a protein of 502 amino acids.